CUGCCACCACUGCAGUCGCUUCCGAGCGGUGCUGCCCAGGUUUCCAGCCGAGCCUCUUUCCUAGCCGGUUCCCAGCAUGGCUGCCCCCAGGGGCGCGGGUCGUGGAGCCGACGUGCUCUCGCUCUCCUGACAGUCCCUGACUUCUGUGCUCUCCUUGUUGUUCCUCAGACCGCCACAGCAGACAUGUUUGCCAAGGCCUUCCGGGUCAGGUCGAAUACGGCCAUGAAGGGGUCCGACAGGAGAAAGCUUCGGGCUGAUGUGAUGACUGCUUUUCCCUCCCUGGGAACUAGUCAGGUCUCUGAAUUAAUUCCUGGAAAGGAGGAACUCAACAUUGUAAAGUUGUAUUCUUGCAGAGGGAAUGCAGUGACUGUGUACGUCAGUGGUGGCAAUCCCAUCCUAUUUGAACUGGAGAAAAAUCUGUAUCCAACAGUGUACACCCUGUGGUCCUAUCCUGAUCUUCUUCCAACCUUUACAACAUGGCCUCCGGUACUUGAGAAAAUGGUGGGGGGAGCAGAUUUGAUGCUGCCGGGACUAGUGGUUCCCCCUGCUGGUCUGCCUGAGGUACAGAAGGGAGACCUCUGUGCCAUUGCCUUGGUGGGGAACAGGGCCCCUGUUGCCAUUGGGGUUGCUGCCAUAUCAACAGCUGAGAUGCUAACUGCGGGCCUGAAAGGAAGGGGCUUUUCUGUGCUCCACACAUACCAGGACCAUCUGUGGCAAUCUGGACAUAAGUCCUCCCCUCCCUUUAUCGCACCACUGACCCUGGAUGCUCCAGAACUUAGUGAAGAGAAGGGAUCUGUCCAGUCAGAUUCCACUCUGCAAGGAGUCAUGAGGGGCCUGACUCUGGAGGGAGAAGAGGAGGAGGAGACUGAAAAGAGUCCUCAGAUAUGUGGAAUGGAGUCCCCGUCAGAAGCCUCAGAUGAUCCCACAGACAGCAGGACACAUCAAGAGAAAAUGGAUGAACUAUUACUGCAAUGCUUCUUGCAUGCUUUGAAGUGCCGAGUCAAAAAGGCUGACCUCCCUUUGCUCACCAGCACACUCCUUGGCAGUCAUAUGUUCUCCUGCUGCCCCAAAGGACAACAACUGGACAUAAAGAAGUCUAGCUACAAAAAGCUCUCUAAGUUCCUGCAGCAAAUGCAGCAGGAGCAGAUUUUACAGGUGAAGGAGCUGAGCAAAGGGGUGGAGAGUAUUGUAUCUGUGGACUGGAAACACCCAAGGAUUACAUCUUUCAUCAUGCCCGAGCCCUUCCAGACCUCCCAGGAGGAUGACAGGGAACAGCCCUAUCACCCUCCAGAUAUAAAACCCCUCUACUGUGUCCCAGCCAACAUGACUCUGCUCUUCCAGGAGUCUGGCCACAAGAAGGGGAGCACUCUGGAGGGCAGUGAGGUCCGAUCUGUCAUCAUUGACUACGCCAAGAAAAAUGACCUAGUUGAUGCAUAUAACAAAAAUCUUGUGAAAUUAGAUCCUGUCCUAUGUGACUGCCUCUUAGAGAAAAAUGAACAGCACAGUAUCAUGAAGCUUCCGUGGGAUAAUCUUCUGGCUAGAUGUUUUGAAAAAUUGCAGCCUGCCUAUCAAAUGACUUUUCCUAGACAAGAGCCCAUUGUGAAGAAGGGGAAGAUUUGCCCAAUUGACAUCUCCCUGGCACAGAGAUCUUAUAACAAAAAGGUGACUGUUGUCCGGAACUUAGAGGUGUAUGGUCUGGACCCGUGUUCAGUGGCUGCCAUCCUCCAGCAGCGAUGCCAGGCUAGCACCACUGUUGCUCCUGUUCCUGGGGCCAAGGAUAGCCUACAGGUCCAGAUCCAGGGAAACCAGAUCCACCACCUUGGUUGGUUGUUGAUUGAAGAAUAUCAGCUUCCUCGAAAAUAUAUCGAAGGCCUGGAAAAAGCCCCCAAACCUGGCAAGAAGAAGUGAAACACAGAGGACCCUGUCUAAGCUGAGCACUUUCUGGUGAUAUUGUGAGCUUUUCAGCUUUUACAAGUAAAAAAUAUAAUUCUUUACCACAAUAAAUUUUUAUUCUCAUCUAAA
Suncus etruscus (white-toothed pygmy shrew) is the source of this 2022-nucleotide messenger RNA. RefSeq names its product eukaryotic translation initiation factor 2D (gene EIF2D). Gene Ontology annotation, biological process: translational initiation; formation of translation preinitiation complex. Bases 184 to 1908 code for a protein of 574 amino acids. The transcript is spliced from 15 exons. Lineage: Eukaryota; Metazoa; Chordata; Mammalia; Eulipotyphla; Soricidae. Gene Ontology annotation, molecular function: translation initiation factor activity. The record is from RefSeq and is a predicted model, not a curated record.